CCCCCCCCCCCCCCCCCCCCUCCUUCCUCGAUCAUCUCAACCCGUCCCCUGGAUUUUCCGACGCCCGCCUCGGCCAACUCAAUUCCACUCUUUAGACCCGUUUCGUCAUCCCAUUGACACCCACCCUCUCCAGGGGCUUGUUUGGUCAAGAUGGCAGCCGAUAUGAGCGGCGAACAGAUGCAGGCCAAGAUCACUGCGGCCCGGCGCGAAGCCGAGGGUCUCAAGGACAAGAUCAAGCGCAGAAAGGAUGAGCUGGCAGACACCACUCUCCGCCAAGUGGCGCAAAACCAGACCGAAACUCUACCUCGCAUUGGAAUGAAGCCCCGUCGAACGCUCAAGGGCCACUUGGCUAAGAUCUACGCCAUGCAUUGGUCGACUGAUCGCCGCCACCUCGUCUCCGCCUCACAGGACGGAAAGCUCAUCAUUUGGGAUGCCUACACCACGAACAAGGUCCAUGCGAUUCCCUUGCGGUCAUCAUGGGUGAUGACUUGCGCUUACGCCCCCAGCGGAAACUACGUUGCUUGCGGUGGUCUGGAUAACAUUUGCUCCAUUUACAACCUCUCCUCGCGUGAAGGGCCGACUCGGGUCGCGCGUGAGCUCUCCGGACAUUCGGGUUAUCUCUCUUGCUGUCGCUUCAUCAACGAUCGCCGAAUCAUCACUUCCUCGGGAGAUAUGACUUGUAUGCUGUGGGAUAUUGAGUCGGGUUCUAAGGUGACCGAAUUCGCCGACCACCUGGGCGACGUCAUGUCGAUCAGCAUCAACCCCACCAACCAGAACAUUUUUGUUUCCGGUGCCUGCGACGCCUUCGCCAAGCUCUGGGAUAUCCGUACCGGAAAGGCCGUUCAGACCUUCGCUGGACAUGAGUCCGACAUCAACGCCAUUCAAUUCUUCCCCGACGGAAACGCCUUCGGAACCGGCUCCGACGAUACCUCUUGCCGUCUGUUCGAUAUCCGUGCGGAUCGGGAAUUGAACACCUACCAGAGCGAUCAAAUAUUGUGCGGUAUCACGUCUGUUGCAUUUUCUGUGUCCGGUAGACUGCUCUUCGCUGGUUACGAUGAUUUCGAGUGCAAGGUCUGGGAUGUUCUGCGUGGUGAUAAGGUUGGUUCUUUGAGCGGCCACGAGAACCGUGUGAGCUGCUUGGGAGUCAGCAACGAUGGCAUCAGCUUGUGCACCGGAUCUUGGGAUUCCUUGCUCAAGGUGUGGGCCUGGUAAUCCGAGAAAACGAACAAAAAAAAACAGCAAAGAUACCCUGUCUCAAGUCUUUCGUGACGUCCUCAUUCGAAGUUUCCUUAAUCAUUUUCUGCGCCACUAGGUUCCAUGUCCGCCACUGUACGAUAAUCUUUCAUUCACUGAGGAGCAAUUUAGUGCCGCGCCUGCUUAAUGCACUAGUCGGAUUG
Molecule: messenger RNA, 1397 nt
Organism: Aspergillus aculeatinus CBS 121060
Lineage: Eukaryota; Fungi; Ascomycota; Eurotiomycetes; Eurotiales; Aspergillaceae
Product: WD40 repeat domain-containing protein
Exons: 5
Coding region: 151-1212 (353 amino acids)
Biological process (GO): G protein-coupled receptor signaling pathway
Cellular component (GO): cytoplasm; heterotrimeric G-protein complex
Molecular function (GO): signaling receptor complex adaptor activity; protein binding
Source: RefSeq, a predicted model, not a curated record